Molecule: messenger RNA, 4154 nt
Organism: Delphinapterus leucas (beluga whale)
Lineage: Eukaryota; Metazoa; Chordata; Mammalia; Artiodactyla; Monodontidae
Gene: KIF2A
Product: kinesin family member 2A
Biological process (GO): microtubule depolymerization; microtubule-based movement
Cellular component (GO): microtubule
Molecular function (GO): ATP binding; microtubule binding; microtubule motor activity
Source: RefSeq, a predicted model, not a curated record
CCAGCGUCUGCUCCAGGGCGGGCGGCGCGGGCCCUCCCACUUUCGCCCGCGCCGCCUCACGGCCCCGGCCCUCUCUUCACCCCGACGCCCCGGCGUGCGCGUCCUCCCGCCGGCCUGCAGGCCCGGGGCCUCCGCCUGCCAGCCCGCCGCUGCUCUUCGCGGCCCCGGCUCGCGUUCACGCUGUCGCCCGGGCCGGCGCGGCCGCGGGCAACCGCUCCCCCUCCCACACCUACCCCGUCCCCUCCCCGCCUUUUCCGCCCUCGCGUCCCCCUCCCUCGGCCAGCCGCCGCUGCUCCAGAUGAGGUGAUGGCAACGGCCAACUUCGGCAAGAUCCAGAUCGGGAUUUACGUGGAGAUCAAGCGGAGCGAUGGCCGAAUACAUCAAGCAAUGGUAACAUCUUUAAAUGAAGAUAAUGAAAGUGUAACUGUUGAAUGGAUAGAAAAUGGAGAUACAAAAGGCAAAGAGAUUGACCUGGAGAGCAUCUUUUCACUUAACCCUGACCUUGUACCAGAUGAAGAAAUUGAGCCCAGUCCAGAGACACCUCCACCUCCAGCAUCCUCAGCCAAAGUAAACAAAAUUGUAAAGAAUCGACGGACUGUGGCUUCUAUUAAGAAUGAUCCUCCUCCAAGAGAUAAUAGAGUGGUUGGUUCUGCACGCGCGCGGCCUAGUCAGCUUCCUGAACAGUCUUCCUCUGCACAACAGAAUGGUAGUGUUUCAGAUAUAUCUCCAGUUCAAGCUGCAAAAAAGGAAUUUGGACCCCCUUCACGUAGAAAAUCUAAUUGUGUGAAAGAAGUAGAGAAAUUGCAAGAAAAACGGGAAAAAAGGAGACUACAACAGCAAGAACUUAGAGAAAAAAGAGCCCAGGAUGUUGAUGCUACAAACCCAAAUUAUGAAAUUAUGUGUAUGAUCAGAGACUUUAGAGGAAGUUUGGAUUAUAGACCAUUAACAACAGCAGAUCCUAUUGAUGAACAUAGGAUAUGUGUUUGUGUAAGAAAACGACCACUCAAUAAAAAAGAAACUCAAAUGAAAGAUCUUGAUGUAAUCACAAUCCCUAGUAAAGAUGUUGUGAUGGUACAUGAACCAAAACAAAAAGUAGAUUUAACAAGGUACCUAGAAAACCAAACAUUUCGUUUUGAUUAUGCCUUUGAUGACUCCGCUCCUAAUGAAAUGGUUUACAGGUUUACAGCUAGACCACUAGUGGAAACUAUAUUUGAAAGGGGAAUGGCUACAUGCUUUGCUUAUGGGCAGACUGGAAGUGGAAAGACUCAUACAAUGGGAGGUGACUUUUCAGGAAAGAACCAAGACUGUUCUAAAGGAAUUUAUGCAUUAGCAGCUCGAGACGUUUUUUUAAUGCUAAAGAAGCCAAACUAUAAGAAGUUAGAACUUCAAGUGUAUGCAACCUUUUUUGAAAUUUAUAGUGGUAAGGUUUUUGACUUGCUAAACAGGAAAACAAAAUUAAGAGUGCUCGAAGAUGGAAAACAGCAGGUUCAAGUGGUGGGAUUACAGGAACGGGAGGUCAAAUGUGUUGAAGAUGUACUGAAACUCAUUGACAUAGGCAACAGUUGCAGAACAUCCGGUCAAACAUCUGCAAAUGCACAUUCAUCUCGGAGCCAUGCAGUGUUUCAGAUUAUUCUUAGAAGGAAAGGAAAACUACAUGGCAAAUUUUCUCUCAUCGAUUUGGCUGGAAAUGAAAGAGGAGCUGAUACUUCCAGUGCAGACAGGCAAACUAGGCUUGAAGGUGCUGAAAUUAAUAAAAGCCUUUUAGCACUCAAGGAGUGCAUCAGAGCCUUAGGUAGAAAUAAACCUCAUACUCCUUUCCGAGCAAGUAAACUCACUCAGGUGUUAAGAGAUUCAUUCAUAGGUGAAAACUCUCGUACCUGCAUGAUUGCCACAAUCUCUCCAGGCAUGGCAUCCUGUGAAAAUACUCUCAAUACAUUAAGAUAUGCAAAUAGAGUAAAGGAGUUUGGAAUUAGUCCAUCAGACAUUCCCUUCUCACAGGGUAGUGGCAGUCGCCCUGAUCUCUCUCCUUCUUAUGAGUAUGACGACUUUUCUCCUUCAAUUACCAGGGUGAAAGAAUUGACUGUGGAUCCAACUGCCGCUGGUGAUGUCCGUCCAAUAAUGCACCAUCCACCAAAUCAGAUUGAUGAUUUAGAGGCACAGUGGGGUGUGGGGAGUUCCCCUCAGAGGGAUGAUCUAAAACUUCUUUGUGAACAAAAUGAAGAAGAGGUUUCUCCACAAUUGUUUACUUUCCACGAAGCUGUCUCACAAAUGGUAGAAAUGGAAGAACAAGUUGUAGAAGAUCACAGGGCAGUCUUCCAGGAAUCUAUUCGAUGGUUAGAAGAUGAAAAGGCUCUCCUAGAGAUGACUGAAGAAGUAGACUAUGAUGUAGAUUCAUAUGCUACACAACUUGAAGCUAUUCUUGAGCAAAAAAUAGACAUUUUAACUGAGCUGCGGGAUAAAGUGAAGUCUUUUCGUGCAGCUCUACAAGAGGAAGAACAGGCCAGCAAGCAAAUCAACCCGAAGAGACCCCGUGCCCUUUAAAUCAGCACUUGCUGCUAAAGGAUUCCCAGAACCCUCGCUACUGUAACAUACAAUGGUUCAGCUGUAAGGGCCAUUCGAAAGUUUGAAAUUUUAAGUGUCUGUGGAAAAUGUCUUGUCCCUUCAACCUGAAUGACAUUUCAAUUUUGUGAAACACUCCUUUGUCUACAAGAUGCUUCUAGUCCAGGAGGCACAACCAAGGUUUGGGAAUAGUGAAGCAUUUUGUUUCAUUUACCCACAUAGUGAUUUACUUUUGAAGAUCCUUGCCAAUUUUAUUUUCUGUACGAUGAAGUAAGAUUGUGGACUUGAUCCAGAGGUGAAUAGUAGGGGGAAGCCACAGCAUUUCCUUUUAACUCAGUUCAAUUUUCAUAGCAAGACUGAGCAGUUUUAAAUCCUUUGCGUGCAUGCAUACCUCAUCAGUGAUUGUACAUACCUUGCCCACUUCUAGAAACAGCUGUGCUCACCUCUUCCUGCUUUGUGCCUUGACUAAGGCUACUGACCCUAAAUUUCUGAAGCACAGCCAAGAUAAAUUACAUUCCUUAUUUGUCAUUGUAAAUUACCUUUAUUGUGUGUACAUUUUUACUGUAAUUGAGACAUUUUUUGUGUGUGACUAGAUUUGCAGGAUGUGCCAUAUCAAUGAAUGGAACUAAAGUCUGUGACAGUGGACAUAGCUGCUGGACCAUUCCAUCUUAUAUGUAAAAAAAUCUGGAAUUAUGAUUUUAAAACCAUAUAACAUGUGGUUAUAAUUUUCUUAGCAUUUUCUUUGUAAAGAACUAAAAUAUAAACUAGUUGGUGUAUAAUAAAAAGUAAUGAAAUUCUGAAAAGAGUUUUAUCUUAGGAUAAUACAUAUAUAUGCAGUGUGUGUUCCAGUGUGGUAUUAACAAGACUAAUAGUGCAAUUUGAUCUUUACCAAUACCAUUACUUAAGUUGAAGUGUCCAUUAGCACCCCAAAAUGAACCUUUUAAAUGGUACUGUUAAAGGAAAUUGGCUUCUGAUGCAUGAAUAUGUACAUGUACAUUGAAAGUAGUCCAUAAUAGAACUGUUCGUUUAAGCCAAGAAUAGACAGUACAUAAGUCGCUUGAAAAAGAAUUUAAGCUAAGAAAGAGAUGACUUUGCCUUGAAAGGCACAUCUGACCCAAGCUCCACCCAUUACCUAAUGUAUGAUGUUUCACCAUUAUUUGAUGAGAAUCACUAAAUUCUCACCAAUCAGUUCAUCUAGGGCAUGCUGCUUUUUAAAUGGUGGCACUUAUUUUUACAGAUUGCUAUUCCAAGGAAGAAAACUGGCCACUUUUCAUGUAAAUAUUUUGUUAGAUUUAUAUAUCUCUCUAGGAGUUUUCCCUCAGUUCCCAGGAUAGUGUCUAGGAGUACGUUAACAACAAAAAAGUCUCCCAAGGGUGUCUCGUUUUGAUUUACUCUAGGGAACUACCAGCUCAUUCAUAUGAGCUAAUGGGAAGCUAUGAAUAGAGUCACAUGAGCCAGAUUCCCUACUUCACUGUCCACAGAACACAGAAGGCCGCCGUGGGAAAUCCUAACACCAUGGUGAAAAGCUCCUCUGUAAACUUGAAAUCUAGAACAAGUGUAGAUUUUCAGUGUGCUUAUUAUUAAAUCUAUGGAAU